GUCCUCAGAGACAGAUAAUGGAUAAAACAUAUUACCUUGGACUGCUGAGAAGCAAAACAAAUGAACUCACAACAGAGAUUAACAAGCUCCAGGAAGAAGUAGAAAUGUACAAGCAAGAGAAAUCAAUCUAUUUGUCAUAUGAAAAAAGGGCAGAGGCUUUAGCUGGUGAAAUCAAGGAAUUUCAAGGUCAUCUAGCAGACUACAACAUGGUAGUGGACAUGCUUAACACCAAUACGGAUGUAGCAGAAAUGAUUCGAGAUUACAAUAUGUUAAAGGUUCAGAAUGACCGGGACACUCAGAGCGUGGAUAAAAUUUUCACAGAACGACAAGCCACAGAAAAGUUAAUGCAAGCUGUAGAAGAAGAUAUUGAACGUGAAAAGGUUGCAGCAGAUGACAUAAUAAAAGACAUGUCACAGGAAGACCAAGCUAAAUAUAUGGAGAUGAAGGCUGCAAAUGAAAAACUCUCCCAGGAACUGGUUGUUCAACAGCAGGAACUGGAUGCACUACAUGUAAAGGAGGAGGCCCUAAGAGCUGAAAUAGCACAUUCCCAGGUGAAACAGGAGGCUGUGCAGCUGUAUGAAAAGCUCCAUGAGCUGGAGGAACGUCGAGAUCAAAUGAUUGCUGAGGAUAAGAACAUGGAAUCUCCACAGGAGGAAAGAGAGAGAUUACUAAAGCAGGUUAAGGACGAUAGUCAAGAAAUAGCAAGCAUGGAGAGACAGCUGACAGAAGUAAAAGAAAAAACAAAUCAUUUUAAAAAGGUCAUUCAACGACUUGAUAUGGAUCUGGAGAAUCACCAAGGAGAGGAAAAUUGGAAAUACAAGGAGCUGAAGAAGAGGGAAGAGAGCAUGGACAAUUUUCUUGAGACUUUUGAAGAGGUGAAGAAUCAGGAACUGCAGCGAAAGGCCCAAACAGAAGCCAACAUUGUUGCCCUCCUGGAGCACUCAAGCAGGAAUGUGAAUCGUAUGAAACAAAUUUCAUCUGUUACUAAUCAAGAGCUGAAGAUUAUGCAGGAAGACCUCACUUUCAAAUCAAAUGAAAUGCAGAAAUCACAGAGCACUGCAAAGAAUCUGAUUACAGGUGAGAUUAGAAAUUAA
Messenger RNA from Merops nubicus (carmine bee-eater), 1094 nucleotides. RefSeq names its product intraflagellar transport 74 (gene IFT74). The record is from RefSeq and is a predicted model, not a curated record. Lineage: Eukaryota; Metazoa; Chordata; Aves; Coraciiformes; Meropidae. Gene Ontology annotation, molecular function: beta-tubulin binding. The transcript has 13 exons. Gene Ontology annotation, cellular component: cilium; centrosome; intraciliary transport particle B. The annotation marks the transcript as partial. Gene Ontology annotation, biological process: cilium assembly; intraciliary transport involved in cilium assembly.